Molecule: messenger RNA, 2925 nt
Organism: Henningerozyma blattae CBS 6284
Lineage: Eukaryota; Fungi; Ascomycota; Saccharomycetes; Saccharomycetales; Saccharomycetaceae
Gene: SEC26
Product: coatomer subunit beta
Exons: 1
Coding region: 1-2925 (974 amino acids)
Biological process (GO): intra-Golgi vesicle-mediated transport; endoplasmic reticulum to Golgi vesicle-mediated transport; intracellular protein transport
Cellular component (GO): cytoplasm; COPI vesicle coat
Molecular function (GO): structural molecule activity
Source: RefSeq, a predicted model, not a curated record
AUGCCAGGUGUUAAAGAGCCAGCUUACACUUUGGUGUUUGAUCCUACACCAGGAAACAAUCAUAUGACUGUUGAUGAAUUCCAAAAAGCUUUAGAAAAGGGUAAAGAUGAAGACAAAAUUGAUACCAUGAAACAGAUCUUAGUAACCAUGUUAGAUGGGAACCCAUUGCCUGAAUUGUUGAUGCACAUCAUUCGUUUUGUCAUGCCUUCGAGAAAUAAGGCUUUGAAGAAAUUAUUAUAUUUUUACUGGGAAAUCGUUCCAAAAUUGGAUGCUGAUGGGAAAUUAAGACAUGAAAUGAUUUUGGUCUGUAAUGCUAUCCAACAUGAUUUACAACAUCCAAAUGAAUAUAUUAGGGGUAAUACUUUAAGAUUUUUGACCAAAUUAAGAGAACCUGAAUUAUUGGAACAAAUGGUACCAUCAGUUUUACAAUGUUUGGAAUAUCGUCAUGCUUAUGUGCGUAAGUAUGCUAUCUUAGCUGUUUUAUCUAUCUUUAAAGUUAGUGAUCAUUUAUUACCAGAUGCUAAGGAUCAUAUUAAGAAUUUCUUAGCUGUGGAAACUGAUCCAAUCUGUAAAAGAAAUGCCUUCAUUGGGUUGACUGAAUUGAACCGUGAAGAUGCAUUGACUUACUUGGAAAACAAUAUCACAUCUAUGGAUAAUUUGGAUCCAUUAUUACAAAUUGCUUUCGUUCAAUUCAUUAGAAAAGAUGCUUUCCAAACUCCAAGUUUAAGACAUCAAUAUAUUGAGUUAUUAUGCGACUUAUUGAGUAGUGCUACUUCAAUGGAAGUUAUUUUUGAAACUUCAAUUGCUUUAAGUAGUAUGGCUUCCAAUCCAAUAGUUUUAAUCACUGCGGCUACGAAAUUAAUCGAGUUAGCCGUUAAAGUUUCCGAUAAUAAUAUCAAAUUAAUUGUGUUAGAUCGUGUUGCUGAUAUUAACCAAAGAAAUCCAGGCUCAUUAGAAGAUUUAACACUGGAUAUUUUGCGUGUAUUACAUACGGAAGAUUUAGAUGUCCGUUCUAAAGCAUUAGAUAUUGCAUUAAGUUUAGUAUCCUCAAGAAAUGUUGAUGCUGUCUUGAAAUUAUUAAAGAAAGAAUUACAACAAACAGUGGCUAAUAGUGAAAAGGAAAAAUCUAUGGAAUAUAGACAAUUAUUAAUUAAAACCAUCCAUACAGUUGCUGUUCGUUUUGAAGAAGCUGCCGCUGACGUUAUUUCUUUAUUAUUAGACUUCUUAGGUGAAUUGAAUUCGACUGCUGCAAGUGAUGUCAUUUCAUUUGUUAAAGAAGUUGUGGAAAAAUACCCAAAACUAAGAUCUGGUAAUUUAGAAAAUUUAAGUCUUGCUUUAGAAAAUUGUAAAUCUGCCAAGGCAUACCGUGGUGCUUUGUGGAUUUUAGGUGAAUUUUCUGAAACUGAGUCUGAAAUUCAAAAAUGUUGGAAACAUUUCCGUGAAAGCAUUGGUGAAGUUCCAAUAGUUCAAUCUGAAUUGAGAAAGUUAGCUCAACAAAAUCACGACGAAUCCCAAGCAACUAAUGAAGAAGAAAACAUCUCAAAACCAACCGGUCCAGUUAUUUUACCGGAUGGUACUUAUGCUACUGAAAAUGCAUUUGAUUCCGUUGAUUCAAAGAAGACUAUUUCUGCUGAAGAACGUGAUUCGAGACCUCCAUUACGUCGUUUCAUCUUAAAUGGUGACUUCUAUACUUCAUCUAUCUUAGCAAGCACAAUUAUUAAAUUAAUACUAAAAUUCGAAAAAAUUUCAAAAGAUUUCACAAUUAUUAAUGCAUUAAAGGCCGAAAGUUUAUUAAUCUUAGUUUCUAUCUUACGUGUUGGCCAAAGUAAUUUAGUUGAGAAGAAAAUUGAUGAAGACUCUUCAGAAAGAUUAAUGACAGCUAUUUCAAUUAUUAUGGAUGAUACUAAUCCAAAUGAAAAAGAAACUGAAAGAAGCUUACUUGAAAUCGCCUUUAUAGAUGCUACUAAAUCUUCCUUUAAAAAACAAAUCAUUUUAUCACAAAAGAAAAGUGCAAGAAAAACUGUUCAAGAUGUUCAAAAGAAUGCUGAGCCAAUUGAUAAAGCUAUUUCAUUUAGACAAUUUGCAGCAGCAGCUUCUUCCACAGCUAGUGAUGAUAAUAUUGAAGAAGAUCUACAAUUAGCCUUGAAGGGACACUCAGUUAAAUCUUUAGAAAGUUCUACUUCAUCUAAAUUAAAGAAAAUUGUACCAUUAACUGGGUUUUCUGAUCCUGUUUAUGCUGAAGCUUAUAUUACAAACAAUCAAUUCGAUGUUGUUUUGGAUGUCUUAAUGGUAAAUCAAACUAAAGAAACUCUAAAAAAUUUACAUAUUCAAUUUGCUACCCUAGGUGAUUUAAAGAUUAUUGAUAAUCCUCCAAGUACAAACGUUAUUCCUCACGGAUUCCAUAGAUUAACUGUCACAAUUAAAGUCUCAUCCGCCGAUACUGGUGUUAUCUUUGGUAAUAUUAUUUAUGAUGGUGGUCAUGGUCAAGAUGAUCGUUAUGUUAUCCUAAAUGAUGUUCAUGUCGAUAUUAUGGAUUACAUUCAACCAGCUACUACAAGUGAUGAAAAUUUCCGUACAAUGUGGAAUGCAUUUGAAUGGGAAAAUAAAAUUUCUAUUAAAUCUAUGCUACCCUCUUUGCACGUAUACUUGAAACAAUUAACUGAAGGCACAAAUAUGGGAUUACUAACACCUGCAGAAUCUCUUGGUGAAGAAGACUGUAGGUUCUUAAGUUGUAAUUUAUAUGCCAAAUCUUCCUUUGGUGAAGAUGCUCUAGCCAAUUUAUGUAUUGAAAAAGACCAAACUACAGGUCAAGUUAUUGGUUAUGUUCGUAUUCGUUCAAAGGGUCAAGGUUUAGCCUUAUCUCUUGGUGAUAGAGUUGCUUAUAUCGCAAAGAAAAAUUCAAACAUGAAACUAGAUCGUAUCUAA